This is a messenger RNA of Brienomyrus brachyistius, 2607 nucleotides long. RefSeq names its product BRCA1 associated protein. The record is from RefSeq and is a predicted model, not a curated record. Gene Ontology annotation, biological process: Ras protein signal transduction; protein ubiquitination. Gene Ontology annotation, cellular component: cytoplasm. The transcript has 12 exons. The coding region runs from base 253 to 2022 and encodes 589 amino acids. Gene Ontology annotation, molecular function: nucleic acid binding; ubiquitin protein ligase activity; zinc ion binding. NCBI's taxonomy places the organism in Eukaryota, Metazoa, Chordata, Actinopteri, Osteoglossiformes, Mormyridae.
ACAAACGUAACCCGGAAGUAGUAUGAGCCGGGGUCGAGCGUUCUGUUGAUGUAAUUGGGAAUUGUGAUUGUGGCAAGAAAGUGCCCGUGUUACACAGAAUAAAGAAGUUGGACGUUAGAUUUAGUUUGAUAACAAUUCGUUGAGUGCUCCACGCCAAAUCCUGACCGUGUCGCGUGCUUAGUCCCAUUUUCCACUGUGCCGUAGAUGUUGUGUUUUGUUUGGUCAGAGGGGCUGUCAGACGUCGUUUAACACAUGAGUGUGUCACUCGUUGUCAUCCGUCUGGAGAUUGCAGACCAGUCCCUGUUUCCCGAAGGUUUCCAGUACAACGCCGCAGGAGACAUGUCUGACGAGGAGGUCCAGGAGAAGGCGCUGGGCCUGGCCCACUCGUCACUGAGUGGGAAGUCUGACUCAGAGAGGGCCGCCCUUCUGCACCAGCACAUUGGCAGCCGGGCCAUGGUCAACAUGGUCAUUGAGACGUUCGCACCCAGUUCAGGCACAGAGGAUUCUGGGAAAGGUGUCAGUGAGGCAGAGGAGACUGCAGAGUCUGGCCAUGAAGGCAGCACUCCUGAAGGAAGCAUGGUUCUGGACUCCCCGUCCAAACAGCUGCCAGAGCAGAUCUCCUUCUUCAGCGGAAACCCGUCUGUGGAGAUUGUCCAUGGCAUCAUGCACCUCUACAAGACCAAUAAGAUGACAUCACUGACAGAGGACGUAAGACGGAGUGCCAUGCUCUGCGUUCUGUCUGUCCCAGCCACCAUGACCAGUCACGACCUCAUGAAGUUCGUAGCACCCUUUAAUGAUGUCAUGGAGCACAUGAAGAUCAUACGUGACUCCACACCCAACCAGUACAUGGUGCUGAUCAAGUUCAGUUCCCAGGCUGAUGCAGAUAGCUUCUACGCAACUUGCAAUGGCCGGCAGUUCAACUCGAUCGAGGAAGCUGUCUGUCAGCUGGUCUACGUGGAGAGGGCUGAGGUCUUCAAAUCUGAGGAGGGUGCCAGCCUGCCAGUGAUGGACCUGACAGAGCUGCCAAAGUGCACAGUGUGCCUGGAGCGCAUGGACGAGUCGGUGAACGGCGUGCUUACCACCCUGUGCAACCACAGCUUCCACAGCCAGUGCCUUCUGCGCUGGGAGGACGCCACGUGUCCCGUGUGCAGGUACUGCCAGACCCCUGAGCCGGUGGAGGAGAACAAGUGUUUCGAAUGCGGCGUUCACGAGAACCUGUGGAUCUGCCUGAUCUGUGGUCACAUUGGCUGUGGUCGCUAUGUCAGCCGACACGCCUACAGGCACUUUGAGGAGACGCAGCACACCUACGCCAUGCAGCUCACGAACCACCGCGUGUGGGACUACGCUGGAGACAACUACGUGCACCGACUGGUGGCGUGUAAAACGGAUGGUAAGAUGGUGCAGUACGAGUGUGAAGGGGAUUCCUGUCAGGAAGAAAAGAUCGACGCCCUGCAGCUGGAGUAUUCCUACUUGCUGACAAGUCAGCUGGAAUCCCAGCGGAUCUACUGGGAAAAUAAAAUUGUUCAUUUGGAAAAAGAUACUGCAGAGGAGAUCAACAACAUGAAGGCAAAAUUCAAGGAGACUAUAGAGAAAUGUGACAGUCUGGAGAGGAAAUUAGCAGAUGUCAGCAAGGAGAGGCAGACCAUGGAGAAGAAGUGCACACAGCUAACUGCCAAGGUGAGCAAGCUGUCUCAGGAGCUAAAGGAGGAGCAGGAGAUGAACAAAUGCCUGCGAGCCAACCAAGCAGAGUUGCAUGUGCGUCUGCGUGACGAGGAGAGUCGGGCAGGAGAGGCAGCCGCCCAGCAGGAGGUGCGGGUGGCCGAGUUGCAGGAGCAGGUCCGAGACCUCAUGUUCUACCUGGAGACGCAGCAGCAGAUCAGUCAAAUGCCUGAGGAGACCCGGCAGGAGAUUCAGGAGGGCCAGAUCAACAUAGCCGCUGCCCGCAGCCCGCCUGGCCCCACCCCCGGGACCAGUGCCACAAAACUGGGCACCCGCAAGGGCCGGGGCAAACGGGGCAAGUAAUGUAGCAUUUAAUAACAAUAUACUGUAAGAGGUGCCCAAGCUUCGACACUCCAAAGUCACCUGAUUACUAAGGAAAUAGACCCCUUAUGUCUGUGUGAUUCUGUUGCUUCAUUGUUUUGUGGGACAAAGGGUAACUAAAUGUCCCCUUGAUAGGGAAAAAGAAAGUGUUAAAAGGCCAAGCCCUGAGCAGACUCAUGAGGGCAGGCAUGGGUUGAUUAAUAUACCCCUUUUGUAUGGAGGUGCUGGCCAGCUGAAUGACAAGUGCUGGACUUUCCCCUGGGACAUUAACUGUCUCCACAUUUUCUGUUUUUAUUUUCCUGUGUUUUCCUGUGUUCUUCAUCCUUUGUAAGUCUAGCUGCCUCUUACUUGCAAAUAUUAUUGUACUUUUCUGUGGAAGCUUAAUGGUACUUUGAGUCUGUAUCAGAGGCAUUGAUGUUUAUUUCAUCCCUGUGAUCAGAUCCUUGUGAACAUACUACCAUUUUACCCCCGUAUCAGCCAAAGUCAUGAUGCUCCUGCCUUAACUGUCCAACUGUAUCCUCACUGUAAGUCUGCUAACAAAAUAAAGACUGAGGUAUUGGGAACAUU